Messenger RNA from Apus apus (common swift), 4163 nucleotides. RefSeq names its product EPH receptor A1 (gene EPHA1). The transcript has 18 exons. The coding region runs from base 303 to 3209 and encodes 968 amino acids. Lineage: Eukaryota; Metazoa; Chordata; Aves; Apodiformes; Apodidae. Gene Ontology annotation, molecular function: protein binding; ATP binding; transmembrane-ephrin receptor activity. Gene Ontology annotation, cellular component: neuron projection; plasma membrane. Gene Ontology annotation, biological process: axon guidance; protein phosphorylation; cell surface receptor protein tyrosine kinase signaling pathway. The record is from RefSeq and is a predicted model, not a curated record.
CAGAGGUGUGGGGAGGCUCCCGGGAGACGAGGUGGCUGCCUUUAAGGUGGGUUUAUUUGCUUGCCAGAUGGGAAGUCUGUGACCAGCCCCUUCGAAACAGGUAAAGGCAGAAAGUCUUCUCCACCCACUUCGCCUUGAUCUUUCAUCAUAACUGUGGGCCAGGCAGGGAGGUUGUGCAAUGUGUGCGCUCCGGUCGGGAGGCUGCGGGAGAGGCUCAUGCACUUCCAGCAGGAGCCAAGGCUUGGAGGCCUGAGCCGGGAGAGCAGGCGAGGACUGGGAGCCGGCCCCCGACCCCGGCCAGCAUGGAGCUGAGGACCUGGAGCCCCGGGAUCAAGCUCUCCCUCAGGCUCCUUCUCCUCUUUCUUCCCAACGUGUCAGGGAAAGAAGUGGAUCUACUUGACACAAGCACUGCUCAGGGUGAACUGGGCUGGCUUCCAGACCCUCCAGAAGUAGGGUGGAGUGAAGUCCAGCAGAUGAUAAAUGGUACCCCGGUCUAUAUGUACCAGGACUGCAGUGUGCUUUCCGAGGGUGACACUGAUCACUGGCUUCGCACCAACUGGAUUUACCGGGGUGAGGCAGCUUCCCGCAUAUACGUGGAGCUAAAGUUUACUGUGAGGGACUGCAAGAGCUUCAAAGGUGAAGUGGUGACCUGCAAAGAGACUUUCAAUCUCUAUUACAUGGAGUCUGAACAAGAUGUCGGGAUCCAGUUCCGCCGUCCGCUGUUCAUCAAGCUCAACACUGUGGCAGCAGACCGAAGUUUCACAAGCAGAGACAUCGAAUCAGGUGCUAUGCAGCUGAACACAGAAGUGUGCCCCAUUGGGAAGCUGUCUCGACGGGGCUUCUACUUGGCUUUCCAGAACUCUGGGGCUUGCGUAGCCAUGGUGUCUGUCCGAGUGUACUACAAGACUUGCCCAGAGGCAGUGCGAGGCCUGGCCCAUUUUCCAGAGACACUAGCAGGUUCAGAGGGGCUGACAGAAGUGCCCGGGGUCUGUGUGGAGUAUGCAACUGAAGAAGUGGGCUCUCCCCCAAGGAUGCACUGCAGCACGGAUGGGGAGUGGCUGGUACCGAUGGGCCGCUGCCUUUGUGCUCUGGGGUUUGAGGAAAGCGAUGGGAGCUGCGUAGCCUGCCAGCGAGGGUUUUACCGUCACUCCCUGGAGACUAAACGUUGCCUGAAGUGUCCCCCCAACAGCUUCUCCAAUGACUCAGGGGCUGUGUCUUGUUCCUGCAAUGCAGGUUUCUACCGUGCACCUUCAGAGGGCCAGAACAUUGCUUGUACCCGCCCCCCCUCAGCUCCCCGCAAUGUCAGCUUCUCCCUUACUGGCACACAGCUGAGCCUGUGGUGGCAGCCACCCAGUGACCACGGAGGGCGGAAGGACCUGACUUACACAGUCUUCUGUCAGCGCUGCCACUUCCUGUCGUGUGAGCCGUGUGAGGCUGGUGUGGUGUUCUCCCCUGGUGCCUCUGCUCUCACUAAACCUGCUGUGGAUGUGGACGGCCUGGAAGCUUACACCAACUACACCUUUGCUGUGGAAGCCCGUAACGGUGUCUCAGGAAUGGGACCUGCUCCACAGAGAACUGCACCAGCUGUCUGGGUCUCGGUUGGACAUGCAGCUCCAGUGACAGUAUCCCAGUUUAUCCUGACACAAAGAGAUGACAGUAGUCUUUCUGUUUCUUGGCUUGCCCCACGACAUGGCAGCCGGGCCUCAGUGGAGUAUGAGGUCAUGUUCUUUGAGAAGGGAGAGGAGGCACGUUACACAGUGAAGCACCUUCUUGAGCCAAAUGUCACACUGACAGACCUGCAGCCAGACACAGCCUACCUGCUUCGUGUGAGAUCCAUCACACCCCUUGGGCCUGGACCUUACUCCCCAGAGCAGGAAUUCCGCACCCUUCCACCAGGCACAGGAGCUCUGUCUGGUGGAGUCAUAGUCUCUAUUAUCUUUGGAGUUCUACUAUUUUUUGGGCUGCUUGUAGGACUUUAUGUCUUUCGGCAAAAGCGUGCUCGUCGGAGACAUGCACGGCCAGAUUACAAUACUUCAGGCUUUGAUCGAGAGAAGGUCUGGUUGAAGCCCUAUGUAGACCUGCAACCAUAUGAUGACCCCAGCAGAGGGGUGCUGGAAUUCACUAAGGAACUGGAUGUCACUUGUGUCACUAUGGAGAACGUGAUAGGAGAGGGGGAGUUUGGGGAGGUCUAUCGUGGGUCCCUGCGGCUCCCAGGAAAAGAACGCAUCGUGGUUGCUAUCAAGACCCUGAAGUCAACAUAUUCAGACUCACAGUGGUGGAACUUUUUGCGUGAAGCAACAAUUAUGGGGCAAUUCAAUCACCCGAACAUUGUGCGUCUGGAAGGAGUUGUCACCAAAAGGAGGCCAAUGAUGAUCAUCACUGAGUACAUGGAGAACGGAGCUCUGGAUACCUUCCUUCGGGAGAAUGAGGAAAAAUUUAGCUCUGUGCAGCUUGUGAGCAUGCUGCAGGGAAUAGCCUCUGGCAUGACCUACCUUUCAGAACACAACUACGUGCACCGGGAUCUGGCUGCUCGCAACAUCCUGGUGACACGGAGCCUGCAGUGCAAGGUGUCUGACUUUGGUCUCUCUCGAAUAUUAGAGAAUGAUGCAGAGGGAACUUACGAAACCAAGGGUGGUAAGAUUCCCAUCCGAUGGACAGCCCCAGAAGCCAUUGCUCAUCGGAUUUUCACCUCAGCCAGUGAUGUCUGGAGCUUUGGAAUUGUCAUGUGGGAGGUGCUGUCAUUUGGUGACAAGCCGUAUGGGAACAUGACCAAUCAAGAGGUGAUGAAAAGCUUAGAGGACGGGUACCGGCUCCCCCCACCCGUGGACUGCCCAUCCAUCCUCUAUGAGCUCAUGAAGAGCUGCUGGUCCCACGACCGUAUGAGGAGGCCUCAUUUUCAGGAGAUCCGGGCACAGCUACAACAUUUCAUCUCCAGUCCCCAGCUCCUCCGGCCUGUCGCAGACUUUGAUCCCAGGGUGACGCUGCGGCUCCCCAGCUGCAGUGGGUCUGAUGGGAUCCCUUACCGCUCCAUCCCCGAGUGGCUGGAAUCCAUUCGCAUGAAGCGCUACAUCUCCAACUUCCGCACUGCUGGCCUGGACACCAUGGAGUCCAUCCUAGAGCUCACUGCUGAGGACUUGAAACAAAUGGGAGUGUCACUUCCAGGCCACCAGAAGAGGAUCUUGUGUAGCAUUCAAGGCUUUAAGGAGUGAUCAGUCAUUGCACUCUUAAGAUUGCUAAGUAGCCAUUCUUACCAGGUAUCACUUGGAAUCAUUCCUAUGGUAAUUGCUUCCAAAUGAGUGACUGGGACGAGCAAACAGACAACAACCAGAACUGAAAAGGCUCAUGAGGCAACACCACCUGCUCUCAUUUCUGUUUCCCCUUUCUUUAGCUCUACAGCAGCCAUCAGUAACACUGGUCUUGGAAAGUGUUUUCAGCCCUGUCCUCUGUAGUCCGUUCUGUGCAGCAUCAACUGAUCCCUGUAGUCCAUAUACUGGAGUUUCAGACUCUCAGAAUAUGACAUGGAAACAUAAGGAGACAUACCCAGUGGGUUGGGAGCAGUGGAUGUUUUAGGAUUGGAGGUGAGGGUUCAGAUAUACUGGGACAUUCAGGGAACAUGCACGAGGACACAGACAGCUAGAGACUGGGCCCAUUCCCUUCCUGACAUGCAUCCCUUGUGACACUUCAGUAGGCUUCUGUUUUCCUUCUUUUAAAACAGGAACAAACUAUUCAGUCUUUCACAAGGCUGUUGGUAAGGGAUCUAUGUUUUAAUUCAGCUGUUCUUGCCUUAACCACCAACUCAGGGUGGACUUCUCUGAAGAGGCUGGGAGUAGCAGCACACCCUGCUAUGACUUGUGUGAUCACAGAACCUCAGCAUGUUGCCAUUUUGCGCAUGCACACUUCAGCGGGGAGAUUUAGAUCUCUCCAGCCUGCUUCAUACCUUUACUUGUGCCUUGGACAGAAAACUCCCUAGCUACCUAUUUUCCUCUGCCCCUUUUUUAAAGAGAGAAUAGUCUUUUUUGUUUGGAUAGGGUAUUUGUAACAGAAAAAUGUGUAGGUGGUCUGUCUUAGUCCUUCUCUGUGGAGGAAAUGUUAUUUAUCAGAGCUCAAGACAGUUAUAGACUGUAAAUAAUAUUUUGUAAAUAAACCUGUGGGAGAGCAGGCUA